Stylophora pistillata is the source of this 1076-nucleotide messenger RNA. RefSeq lists its product as uncharacterized. Lineage: Eukaryota; Metazoa; Cnidaria; Anthozoa; Scleractinia; Pocilloporidae. The record is from RefSeq and is a predicted model, not a curated record. Gene Ontology annotation, molecular function: hydrolase activity, acting on acid anhydrides, in phosphorus-containing anhydrides; nucleic acid binding; zinc ion binding.
UGGAAAGCAGACACUGACCAGAUAUCCCUUGUUCACCAUAUCAUCAACAGUAACCUCAAAUGGUAAUUCUGGUACAACAUCUCAACAGAAUGCAACAUCUGAACUUGAAAGUGAUGAUGUCAAGCAACAAGCAAUGCCACAUGGAACCAUGCAGUGUCAGAUCAUACAUAUUGACAGAUUUUCUUCAUUUAAAUGGGAAAUCCCUGGUUUUCCUGUACCGAAACUUGAACUUGUCAGAGUGCUAUUCAAAAUUGGCACUGAAAUCUCAGAUGGUGUUAUCCAAAAAAAAGAGGCAGCUAAUAUUCAGAAAGGGAAUUUCAUUUGCACUUCUCAUUGUGGCAUAAGAGUACAUGACAAGAACUACACAGUGCUUUGGGAACUUCAACCCACAAAAAGAAGCCAGACAUCAGUCCCUAAUCACAAGUCAAAGAACACACAUGUACAUAGGUCUGAUGAUGGCUUGAACACAGAUGAGAGAGAUGAUUUAGGGGAAGUUGGUGCUAUCUGUUUGCCCUUUAAGGUCCUAGGAACAUGUUAUUCACAGUCUCGACAGGAAGCUCUUGAAAAGGCAUUUGAACACCUGUAUAACCACAACAGACCUGUGUUUGCAAAACUGCAGGCUGAGCCAGACAAUCCAUUGGACAAACAUGCUAUUACUGUUUAUGUGAUGUCAUCGGCCGUUUAUGAAAAAGUAGGAUACACAGAAACCGAAAUGACUCAGUUUGUGCAUCCUGUACUCAAAGAUCCAUCUUUUCUGGUGUCAGUGAAAAGAAUAUGGUUUUCUACUGUUUUCCUUAUGAUUGGGUUUUACGUUACCAUCAACAUCACAAAAUCAGGCCCCUGGGACAGGCAGAUGUAGCCGCAUGCUCUAAAGUAAAGCGAAAUUAUGGCUUGACUUUAUCACAUAAUUAAAAUAAUGUUCUAAACAACUCAAUAUUUGAAGAGUACAGGAAUUUCCCAAAAGUUAUUUUUUCAAAGUCAGCAUGAAUAGAGAUAAAACAUGUGGGCAUGUGUGGUCCACAUACAGUAAAGGAUUGAUUAAGCCGGGCUUAUUCCAGUAUUGGUGCUUAAUCGGU